AUGUCGUAUAAUAAAUAUAAUAUUUAUAAUAACAAUAAUAACUCUAAAAGCAUUAGUAACUCUAAUAAAAUUAUUAAUAAUAACAGCACAGACAAUAAUAAAAUACCACAAUUACCAAGAUUGCCAGAUCGUACAAUAACAACAAGCGAUUACGGAGCUUUGGUCAAUAUGCAACGUAGUAAUGGUGAUUCAUUCAAUCACCAUCAUCAUAAUAUUCAAAGAUGCGGUGAUUUCAUAAUCGAGAUUGAACCGUAUUAUCAUUAUCCAUCAUCAUCUACCCAAAACAGUUCCUCACUAGUUAAUUCAAAUCAUCCCAACUCAAGUAAACCUCAUCAUCAUUUAAUCAAUAAUCACAGUAACAAUCUUUCCAAUCACUAUUAUUCUUCUACGCCGAUUUCUUCUCAAUCACAUCCUUCGACGAAUGGUAAUAAAAUUAGAAAUUCUACAUCUUCUACUUCGUCGACAUCAACAACUGCAUCUUCUCAAUUCGAUCAGUUUUUUAAAGAACACGAGAUUCUGAAGUCGCAAAAUGAAAAUUUAAACAAUGCAACAAAACAGCUCCAGUCAAUCAUCUCCACGAUAAAUAAGGAACGUGACGAUAUACGUGGAAAAUAUCAAUUAUUGGAAUUGUAUUUAAAUCAAUCCCAACAAAAAAUUGAAAAUUACGACAAGUUAAGCAAAGAUUAUGAAAAAUUAAGUUUAGAUUACAACAAUUUGAAGUCAGACUCUGAUGACUUGAAGUCAGAUUCUGAAUCUGUCAAAUUGCAAAACCAUCAAGUAAAAAUCCAAAAUGAUAACCUGGCUGCCGGGAUGGGAAGAUUGCAAGACGAAUUGAAUUAUUUUAUUAGUAAACGUGACGAAUUGAAUUCUAAAAAUGAUUUAUUGGUCAAGGAAAUUCAAUCAAUCAAGAAAAAUAACGAAUUGUUGGCCAAGAAAUUAAACGAUCUAGAGUCGGAAUAUGUUAAUCUCAAAUUUCAAAAAGAUCUUUUGCAAAAUAAAAACACUAAAUUAACUCUGGAAAAUGAUAAAUUACAUGGUAUAAUUAUUAGUGGCAAUGAUAGUGGUAGUGGUGGCGAGAUUGGCGAGAUUGGUGAUGGCAGCGAUGAUGACAUUACUUCUUCGAUUACUACUGCUUCCACAUCUAAACAACGUGAUGAAUUGAAAACUCAAAGUAAAUUCACAACAUUACAAAUUAAACAGUUGGAAUUCGAAUGUGGUGAAUUAAAACAACAAAUUUCUGAUUUGAAAUUAGUAAAUAAUAAAUUAACAUCAAAAAAUAAUUUAUUAUCAAAUCAAAUAAAUUCGCUUUCACAAUCAUCAUCAUCCUCCAAUGUUGAUAAUGACAAAUUACAUAAAGAACUUGAUAAAGUUAAGAAGGAACAUGAUAAUAGUUUAUCUAAAUUUAUGAAACUGUCAAAAGAUUAUGAUGAGUUGUCUUUGGAAUUAGCUGAUCUCAGGAAAGAACACUCGUUGCUAACAGGAAAAGUUGACGAGGCAACCACACAACUUUAUAUUAAAUCAAACGAGUUGUUAGUAUUAACCACAUCUAAUAAUAAUGAAUUGAUUAGGAAACAAGAAAGUAUUGAAAAUAAAGCCAAAUUUGCUAAACUUGAGAAUGAAAAGGCAGAUUUGGAAAUGGAAAUUUCCAAGUUAAAAACAGCAUUUGAAAAAUAUGAGAAUGUCGGAAAAGAAAAGACAUCUUUGGAAUUGGAAAUAUCUAAAUUAAACGUUGUUCAUCAUGAGAAACUUGAAAAGGUCGAGAAAGAAAAAGCAGCUUUGGAAUUGGAAAUUUCCAAAUUGAAAGUUGGCUAUGAAGAAAAACUUGAAAAUAUUGAAAAAGAAAAAAUUUCCCUGGAAUUGGAAAUUUCUAAAUUGAAGCAAGAAUAUGAAACUUUAUCAGACAAAUGUCAAACAAUGGUAGAGUUUGAGGAAUCUAACAGUGAUGACAUUAAUGAUAGUAGUAUUAGUGAUGAUAGUAUUAAUCUAAUUUAUAUUAGACAAAUUGAAGAAUUAAAAGAAGAGCUUGAAAAAAUUAAACAACAAAAUGAUUUAUUAUCAAAAAAUAACAAAUAUAAAGAAAGAACGAGAAGAGAAGAUGAUAAAAUUAUUAAUAAUGGUAAUCUAUUAUUACCAGCAUCAUCCACUACUAAUCAAUCUUCACCCGACCAAUUUUCGUCUAAUCAAAAUUGUUAUUCACCAACUGAAGAAUUAAACGAUCCUAUCACUGAUAAUAAUAACAUAGUGUCCAUAAGCCCAGUAACAAGUUCAGAUAUUAUGAUUGCUCAUUCACAACGAAUAAAUGCUACAAUUCAAACUGCUACACUUAUAAAACGUGCAACUUUGACUACCCCUCUUAAUUCUACUACACUUAUUCCUAAUUCAACUAAUAAUAAUAAUGAAUUGAAUAAUUCUUCUCCCUCGCAAUCUUUACAAUCUUUAUCAUCAACACCACCUUCAUCUAAUAUUCCAUCAUAUCAAACCUAUGAAUAUGCUAGUGGUGAAUAUGCACAGCAACGAUAUCAUAACGUAAUUACAACAGCAAAACCUACAACUUAUAAUGUUGUUUCUGCUCAACGACAAUCUAGUGAUGAAUCAAAUAAUAUUUAUUAUAGCAAUGGAGUUGUUGUUAAUAAUAUCGAUACGCAGCAACAGCAGCAGCAACAACUUUUAUCUUCACGACAACCUUCUUUCUAUACAAAAUACCAAUCUCAAGAUUCAACUAAUCCUAAUAUUAGUAGUUAUAAUAGUUAUAAUAAUAAUAAUGAUUAUUAUAAUAGUUAUGGUAAUUAUAAUAGUCUUAGUAAUAGUGCUAAUAUUGAUUAUAUAAAUAUGAGCAAUAUUAGUAAUCAUAAUGUAAUGGAAAAAUCAGAUUCUACAUCAUUAGCAAGCAAUACAUCACAUAAUACUACAAACACUAAUAAUACUGCCAGCACUAUUAAUACCACAAGCACCACAAGCACCAUAAACACUAUUAACAAUGAUGUUAAUGAUAAUAGCAGCAUUAAAAGUUUCAAAAGGAAUUCACUAAUUAGAAGUUUUAAAAAUCCAAUUUCCCUUAAUAAUUCUUCUUCCAAUUCCUCUUUACCAACAUCAUCAUCUGCCACAACAUUUUUACCAUCCACAAAUAAAAAUAAUAAUGGAAAUGGCAAAAUAGUUCCAGUUUGUCACCAUUGUAGAAUUAAUCCAUGUAAAAAGAGAUUUACUAAGGGUUACAGUAAUUAUUGUUCUUCUGAUUGUAAGAAAUUAGCUCAACGAAAUAGUAAUUAUAGUGAUGGAAAUGAUAACGACAGUGUAAUAUCAGAAAUCUAUGAUGAAUCAAGGAAAUCUCUCAGUAAUAAUUCAAUAAUAAAUGCAUCAACUGAAUCGUUUCAACGACAACAAAAUCAUUACUAA
Entrophospora candida is the source of this 3393-nucleotide messenger RNA. Lineage: Eukaryota; Fungi; Glomeromycota; Glomeromycetes; Entrophosporales; Entrophosporaceae. The record is from the annotation of a GenBank genome assembly.